Messenger RNA from Selaginella moellendorffii, 954 nucleotides. RefSeq names its product omega-hydroxypalmitate O-feruloyl transferase. The transcript is spliced from 2 exons. NCBI's taxonomy places the organism in Eukaryota, Viridiplantae, Streptophyta, Lycopodiopsida, Selaginellales, Selaginellaceae. The coding region runs from base 19 to 954 and encodes 311 amino acids. Gene Ontology annotation, molecular function: acyltransferase activity, transferring groups other than amino-acyl groups. The record is from RefSeq and is a predicted model, not a curated record.
UCGAUCGAAGAGCUCCCAAUGCUCACGAUCCAGGUGACUGGAUUGAGCGGCGACACUGGAUUUGCUAUCGGUGUGCUGUGCCAUCACGCCAUCACCGACGCUACCUCGGGGAUCAGUUUUCUCUCCAAUCUGGCAUCCAUUGCUCGCGGCGCUGGUCUCCUCUUCCAUCCCAACUCCGAUCGCAGCGUCUUCAAGGCCAGGCAUCCUCCCCAACCCAGCUUCCCCCACCAUGAAUUCAUCCAUCACCCAAAUCUGGAUUCCAGCCGCUAUGCGAUCACGCUGGAAUCCGCCAUUUGCGUCGGCGAGCGAUCCAAGAGAGCGUCAGGAGAGAUCAAGCGACGCAAGGCCUUUCAUUUCUCAUUUGAAACACUAACCCAUCUCAAGAACAGCGUGCUUGCAAGUGUACCGCGCGGUUGCACCACGUUUGAAGCGCUGGCGGCGUACGUCUGGCGGUAUGCCGCGCGGUACUCCAAGAAGGUGCCUGAGGAGACCUCGCGGCUUCGAUUCGUACUGGACAUCCGCCGCACGGUACAGCCGCCGCUAGACGCGACGUUCGUGGGGAACGCGAUCUACUGGGCUCACGCGGAGAUGACGCAGCGCGAUUUGGUGGGCGAGCCGCUCGGGGCGGCGGUGAUCGAGAUCCAGCGCGCGCGCGCGCAGAUCACCGACGAGUACCUGCGAUCCGGGUGGGAUUUCCUGGAAGAGAAUCGCGAUUUCUGGUACUCGUCGGGGAAUUGCGACGUGGGGAUCAACGCUUGGCCGCGCGCGAUGCUGGGCGCGCGGGAGCUGGAUUUCGGGUGGGGCAAGCCGUGCCGCGCGGUGUUCCCGCUCGAUCCAGAGACGAGCACCGUCAUGUUUGUGCCCGUGGAUGGCGGCAUCGAUGUCUCGCUGUGCCUCUUUCCACAUCAGUUGGAACAGUAUAGCGAUUUCGUGCCUACAUUCGCGAAGCAAUGA